CACUCGUCAACUGGUCUAUAUUAUUUAUGAAAAUUGUGGUUUCAAAAGCGAAAGUAGACAAUUUAACGAACUCAUUUCAAAAUGGCAACGGGAACUACGUUUAUCUCCAAUCAAGACAAAGCAAGCGAUUUCGAUAACAAAUGUGAUGCAUCGCCACCAUGCGAACCAUGUGUUAGAAAUAAAUCUUCUAAGGCAGCCACGGUUUUCUGCAAAGACUGUACAGAGCUGUUUUGUGACCAGUGCAGUCAUCUACACACGAUAUUCAAACCAGGAAAACAUGAUAUUAUCAGAGUUGCUGACAUGGAUUCAGUCCGCGUCGUAGUGGACAUGAAAGGUAUGGACGUUUGUCAAGAACACGGUAAAAAGAUCAAGUUUUUCUGUCGAGACCAUUCCAAACUUUGUUGUAGUACCUGUGCCUUUAUACACCGGAAAUGUGAGCAUGUAGAUGAACUUUCCAGCUUGUCUGAACAAACUCGUCCUGAGCUUGAUGCGCUGAAGGAGUCAUUGCAACAAAUAGAAUCCGAUGCUGAAUAUAUUAUUGAUAAGUGUAAGAAGUCAGAGAAUGACUUGAAUGAGUCCAUUGAAAAUAUGUCUGUAGAAGUAGAUGAAAUACAAACCCGAUUCAAUAAACUUUUUGAAAAUGCUAAGAAAACUAUGUUAACUGAGGCAAAUGGAGUUAAAAGUGAAGAGAUGAAAAAAUUAGACGACAGGUCUGCAGAAACUACGAAACUUAAGGAAGAAAUUACUCAACUAUUACCAAUCUGUGUUACUCUUUUGGAGCAUGGAACGCCACAGCAAAUGUUUAUUUUGUCAAAAUAUAUUGAUGAGAAGAAUCAUAUAAUGAAAGCAAGUAUCAGUGCACAACAAGAGGUGAAACUGAAACAAAAACUGUCAGUGUCUUUUCCAAUAGGGCUUUACGAACUUCUUGAAUUGGGAGAAAAUGUUAUGAAGUUGAACAGCGAGCGACAGAAAACAGAUCAGGCAAGUCCAGACUGCCCAUCAACCCUGUCUAGGCCAGUAACUCUGGAGCUGAUAGUGUCGGUAGAUCUACCAAAGACUGGAGAUGAUGAGAAUUACCCUUUCCUCUCUGGACUUGACUUCCUUCCAGACGGAAGACUAGUAGCCGUGGAUAACUUUAAUUGUAAAUGUAUCAUAUUUAAUGAGCUGCUACAGAUACAAGGAUCACCGUACACAUUCGAGUCGCGUCCCCUCAGUGUGUGUGCGUGUCAGAAUGGACUUGCUGUGACAGGAUUGGACAAAACCUUACAUCUCCUGUCCGUGAGUUCUAACAAUGUCAUCAGUCUGAAGAGGGAAAUCGGUACAUCCUCACAGUUUGAUUCUAUAUGCCACAAGACGCCAUCAGUCAUGGUUGUGAGUGCGCACCAAUAUCAACAUCCAGCUAGAAUGAUUACAAUGGACGGGGAUGAGUUAGACUUCGAUUGUGUUGAGUUCCCAAAGAAAGAGUACAAAAUUGCUGAGAGCAUGUGCACGUAUGUCCAGUACAAUAACACGCUGGUAUUGACUGACAAAGCCGCUCACACAGUGAACAUGUACGACAUCAUGAAGGGAACGUCUAGAGCGGUCACUGAUGGGAAUAUACAGGCACCAGUUAAUGUCUGUGUCGGGCCUGCUGACACGGUGAUGGUGUACAAUUCACUGAAUAACUCAAUAGUGCACUUGACCGUUACUGGUGAAAUCCUCGGCACCUACCUAGUGGAUAUUGGGUACCUGCAGUCACUGAGUAUGAGUAAGGAUGGUACCAAACUGGCAGUGUCAAACAACGUUGGAGGCAUGAAUAAACUUCAGUUGUAUAAAAUAUCACACACUUGAUGUGCUGCAUUUAAACCAAUGCCACAGAUAUGUAGCUCAAUUUGAUUUGUAAUGAACGACACUUAUAACGUACUAUUAUGAUACUAAUUUAAAAAGUGUUCAUUGACAUAAAAUGUUAUUUGAUUUAUCACUGUUUGAUUGUCAUGGAGCUUACAUUUUUGUAAAUCAUGUACAAAGUAUUUUUUUUUAUUAUAUAGUUGACACAUUGUUACUGAUGUAUUCUCUAAUGCAAUUUAUAUGUACUCAAUGUACAUUGAAUACGUUUUGAACAAUACUUCAUAAAUAAUAAUGGCAGUCCAAGAGACUUGUAUAUUACCUCUGAGAUUUUGUUGACCUUGACACUUUGUUGGGCAGUUAACCAUGUCAGUGUGGGAACCGGAUUUUGAAGGCCUUUGCAAACAGUUUGGAUCCAGAUGAGACGCCACAAAACGUGGCGUCUCAUCAGGAUCCAAACUGUUUGCUAUUCUGAUAGUGUUCUUUGAAACAAAUCGAAUAUAAUGCUAAUUUUAGAAAUUCAGCAGUAGACAUUUUUGCAGAAGACAAAUUUCCCAGCAUGCAAAGGGUUAAACAUAAAUUUCAAAGUUGUAAGCUACACUUCAGAAGAAAAGUGGUUUAUUUAUCAAUACACAAAUAUCAUGUUCCAUAGAUUUUAUUGCUUGAUUGUUUAUGUUAUUGCUUGUUAAAUGGUAUGUAUAUAAUCUAAUAUAUCUAAUGUGUAUAACAAUAUAUAAUGUAUGCUAUAAUUUGCAUUAUCAUCCAUAUAUAUGUAUAUCCAUAUGCAUUUGUAAGAUACUAAUUUGUUGUCAACAUUUAUUUUACAGAACUAGACAUGUUUCUUUAUACAUAUGCAGGGCUUGACACUAAUUUUUUUACCUACUGACCCAAAGGACCACCAGCUUUCAGAAAUUACUGGUCCUCCAAGAUUUCAAGUGGUCCGACAAUUUCUAUGUUAUUUUACCUAAAUUUCAACUUACUUUCCGAACUAUCCACAAUGUAUUGUGCAUAAAAAGAAAACUAUUAGUUUUAGGUUUUUUUAGGCGGAGGUUCAACCACCCCCGGAAUAAAAUUCCACAUCGCGAAAAGUUGUAAUCUUGAAAAUACACAAGUUUACUCACCGGCAAUAUCAAAACAUUAUCCUGUGCCCUCCAGUGUAAAUUUGCACAGUAAACAAAGUAUAUUCUGAUGAUACUAAGAUCGAUAAAAUGCUAAUUGCUGCUUUUUCAAAAUAAUAAAUAGUUAAAUACCAUUUUGUUCAUUUCUCUAUCCGAAAUCUUCGAAUUUUAUGUUAAUUUGUGUAUCGAUCAUGGCGAUGUCAGGAGACAUUUGCGGAACGCAAAUCGAUUUUUUGAUCCAAUAACAGGUUUUUGUCACCCGGGCAUCUAGAAAAUUGGAAUUUCCAAUAUGUUGCUAUUUUUAUCCCAGUCUCGAGUCGGCCCAUAAAAUAAUUAUGAAAUUAUCGGUUUAUUAUGAACAUAUAAAGUUGUUUUAUUGAUGAAAACGGCUUUCCACCAGUAUUUCACAAUAAGCUGGCCAGGAUUUUUAACUGGUCCGACGGAUCAACCAAAUUUCUAGUUUCAAUGGUCCUCCCUAUUUUUUACUGACCCUGGGUCAACGGACCACUGUUAGUGUCGAGCCCUGAUAUGUGAAACAGACUUGUCUGAUUGUACAAUUUACUGCCAUAUUUAAACCAUGCAACAUAUCUAUAUGUAGGCUGUAUCCUUAUAUUUAUUUGCAGUAUAAUCUACAUGACAAACUUUAACAAGGGCUGUUUGUAAAACAUGCAUGCCCCCCAUACGGGCUUUCCGUUGUAGUGGCAGCCAUUGUGUGAAUACGAUUUUUGUCACUGUGACCUUGACCUUUGACCUAGUGACCUGAAAAUCAAUAGGGGUCAUAUGCGGGUCACGAUUAAUGUACCUAUGAAGUGUCAUGAUCCUAGGCAAAAGCGUUCUUGAGUUAUCAUCCGAAAAUCAUUUUACUAUUUCGGGUGACCGUGACCUUGACCUUUGACCUUGUGACCUUAAAAUCAAUAGGGGUCAUCUGCAAGUCAUGAUCAAUCUACCUAUGAAGUUUCAUGAUCCUAGGCGUAAACGUUCUUGAGUUAUCAUCCGAAAACCAUUUUACUAUUUCGGGUCACCGUGACCUUGACCUUUGACCUAGUGACCUCAAAAUCAAUAGGGGUCAUCUGCGAGUCAUGAUCAAUCUACCCAUGAAGUUUCAUGAUCCUAGGCGUAUGCGUUCUUGAGUUAUCAUCGGAAACCAUUUUACUAUUUCGGGUCACCGUGACCUUGACCUUUGACCUAGUGACCUCAAAAUCAAUAGGGGUCAUCUGCAAGUCAUGAUCAAUCUACCCAUGAAGUUUCAUGAUCCUAGGCGUAUGCGUUCUUGAGUUAUCAUUCAAAAACCAUUUUACUAUUUCUGGUCACCGUGACCUUGACCUUUGACCUAGUGACCUCAAAAUCAAUAGGGGUCAUCUGCAAGUCAUGAUCAAUGUACCUAUGAAGUUUCAUGAUCCUAGGCCCAAGGGUUCUCGAGUUAUCGUCUGACAACCACCUGGUGGACGGACAGACCGACAGACCGACCGACAUGAGCAAAGCAAUAUACCCCCUCUUCUUCGAAGGGGGGCAUAAAAAUCAUAUUGUAUUGAAGUUUAUCUUCCAGAAUUAUUAAUUGCAAGUUAGCUGAUUGUCACCCCCUGUCAAGUAUUAUGCUUGAUAGUAUAUACACUAUUUAUUACUGCAUUAUCACUUCCUUUUCACGUGACCUUUUGAUAAGGCUAUUAUUAUAUGAUUAAGACUGACGAUGUUUUAUGUACAAGUCAUAAUAAAUAUAUAUUUUGUUUA
Molecule: messenger RNA, 4670 nt
Organism: Dreissena polymorpha
Lineage: Eukaryota; Metazoa; Mollusca; Bivalvia; Myida; Dreissenidae
Exons: 2
Coding region: 82-1830 (582 amino acids)
Molecular function (GO): zinc ion binding; protein binding
Source: RefSeq, a predicted model, not a curated record